Rhopalosiphum padi (bird cherry-oat aphid) is the source of this 1882-nucleotide messenger RNA. RefSeq names its product probable cytochrome P450 6a13. The transcript is spliced from 4 exons. Gene Ontology annotation, molecular function: monooxygenase activity; iron ion binding; oxidoreductase activity, acting on paired donors, with incorporation or reduction of molecular oxygen. Lineage: Eukaryota; Metazoa; Arthropoda; Insecta; Hemiptera; Aphididae. Bases 85 to 1626 code for a protein of 513 amino acids. The record is from RefSeq and is a predicted model, not a curated record.
UAUAAUGGUCAUUGUUUAAAAAUUAUUCAAGUGCGCUGUCUAUAUUAUGUUAUUAUUUUCUUUCGUGUACUAAUUAAAAAGAAAAUGUUAACGAUACUUAGUUUUACCAACUUUUGGGUUGACUUGAUCAUAUUCGUAACAGUAUUAUUCUCGAUUAUUUAUUAUUGUAUUUCGACAUUUAAUGUUUGGAAAAAACUUAAUGUGCCUUAUAUACGUCCAAUUCCUUUGUUUGGCAACUACUUGAACGUAGCACUGGGCAUAGAGCAUCCAAUAGAAACAUACAAGAAAAUUUAUUAUGAACUUGCUGGACACAAGUACGGAGGUAUGUUUCAGAUGCGAACUCCGUACUUAAUGAUCCGCGAUCCUGAAAUUAUCAACAACAUACUGAUAAAGGAUUUUUCGUAUUUUACCGACCGUGGCAUUUACGUGAAUUUUUCAAAUGAACCACUGUCAGAAAUACUGUUUUUAAUGGAAAACCCCCGAUGGAAAAUACUUAGAAGUAAAUUGAGUCCCGCGUUCACAUCUGGAAAACUUAAACAGAUGUAUAGUCAAAUCGAAGAGUGUGGCAAUGCGAUGGUAGAUAAUAUAUGUUCCGAGUUAAAGAAAAAUCCCAAUGAAAUUGAUGUACGAGAUAUUUUGGGACAAUAUUCAACUGAUGUUAUCGGCACUUGUUCUUUUGGGCUGAAACUGAAUGUAGCAAGCGAUGAUACUUCUUUGUUUCGUAGUUUUGGAAAAACGGCAUUCCAAUCAUCAUUAUUGUAUUUCUUGAGAGAAAUAUGUGUGAUGAUAUCACCAGCUAUUAUGAAAAUUAUAAGGCUUCCUUUUUUUCCUAAUAAAACAACUGAAUUUUUCGGAUCAGUAUUUAAAGAAACGAUGGCGUACAGAAAAAAAAAUAAUAUAGUGAGAACUGAUAUUGUUCAUUGUUUAAUCCAAGCACAUCAAGACUUGGUUGUUGAUAACAAUUCAUCUAAUGGUGUAGGUCUAACUGGAUCUCAAAUAUUAUCAAAUGCAUUUGGUUUUUUUGCUGCUGGAUUUGAAACUACAUCAACUACUCUUUCUUUUUGUUUAUAUGAACUUGCUCUGAAAAAAAACAUACAAGACCGAGUUCGUGAAGAGAUAAAAUUGACAAAAAUUAAAUAUAAUGGAGUAAUUGAUAAUGAGUUUUUGAAUGAUCUCAUUUAUCUAGAUAUGGUUAUAGCAGAAACAAUCAGAAAAUAUCCUGUACUUUUUGCUUUGUUCAGAGUAGCUACAAAAACCUAUCGUGUGCCAAACGAUUCAUUAAUAAUUGAGAAGGGGCAGAAAAUUAUAAUUCCAACCUUUUCAUUGCAUUUUGAUCCUAGAUAUUUUAGUGAUCCCGAAGUAUUCAAUCCUGAAAGAUUUUCUGCCGAAGAAAAUGCAAAGCGACCUAACGGCGUUUAUCUUCCAUUUGGCAAUGGACCCAGGAUUUGUAUCGGAAAACGAUUUGCUGAGAUGGAAAUGAAAUUAGCUUUAGUAGAUAUUUUAUCAAAAUUUGAAGUGGAACCGUGUGAAAAGACCGAGAUACCUAUACAAUUUAGUAAAUUAUCAUUGUUAGUGAUUCCGAAGGAUGAAAAAGUUUGGUUAAAACUAAAUCCAAUUUCUGAAUAAUAAUUUAGUACUUAAAAUAAAUAUAAAAUUUGAUAAAUGUAUAUAUUAAAGUAAUAUUUAAAUAUUAACGAGUGUGGUGUAAACAGUUGUAAGCUUAAUAAAAACAUUUUUGAAUAAUUAAAAUAAAUAUUAUUGGAGUAAAUAUAAUAAAUAAUAAUACAUUUUGUAUCAAAUACAUUUACCAUUUAUGCGACUGAGCUUAUCUAUUACAUGAAAUGUUAUUUAACUGCAAUUUAAUAAAUACUUACUAACUAUA